AUGAGGGAUGACAAGGUAGAGGUUGAGAGGAUCAAAGCGAGACUGCAAGAAUUGGAGGCAUCGCGUCAAACCCAAGGGAAAGAUUCAAAGGCGACUUGCCUUGCAGAAAUGAACAAGAGGAACAGGGUUCAGAAUUUCAAAAACGCAUCAGAAAAGAAACCCGUGAAUACGAGUUUGAAAGCUGGUGAAGCGGUGUACGAUCCCUUUUCAAGAUGGACGAGAUCAAGGAAUUAUUACCUGUCGAACUCCGGUGGAGCAUCUGGAGCAGCAGCAGCAGGCGAGACAAAUGGUGAUGCGAUUGCUGUACUAGAGGAGUUGAAGUUUCGGCUGAGGCUGGAAUGGCGGCUACAGCCGCAGCCCUGGAAGCAGCAGCUGAUGCCGGGAAGUUUGUGGAUACAAGAGCUCCAGUCGACCAAGGGACUGAAACAAACCUACUACAUAAUUUUGAAUUGCCCAUUUCAUUGGCCUUGCUUCAGAAGUUUGGCGGUCCUCAAGGAGCCCCAAGCUGGAUUUAUGGCCAGGAAACAAAGGAUGGAAGCGACUGUAGGCUGUAAAGUUCCUGAAAAUGACGGGAGGCAUGCACUGACCUUGACAGUCAGCGACCACAAGAGACGAAGGGGGCUAUUGUGA
Fraxinus pennsylvanica is the source of this 630-nucleotide messenger RNA. The record is from the annotation of a GenBank genome assembly. NCBI's taxonomy places the organism in Eukaryota, Viridiplantae, Streptophyta, Magnoliopsida, Lamiales, Oleaceae.